AUGACUACUUUUCCAACUGCAAAAGUAAUGAUGGCUAACGUCACACAAUUAAGGAUUACUGGCACCUUAAUUUGGAAAGUUAAUGAAAAUAGCCUAUCUAAUUAUCCAAGCUUAAAAUGGCUAUACUUGAACAAAAAUAAAAUACAAAAGAUUGAAGAUGGUGCUUUUGCAAGACUGUAUAAUUUACAAGUACUAUAUCUGUCAAACAAUAAGAUACAAAGGAUUGGUAAUGGCGUUUUUUCAAGCUUACAAAAGUUGAUGACACUAUAUAUGUAUAGCAAUAAAAUAGAAAGGAUAGCCGAUGGAGCCUUCGCAGACCUAGGUCAGCUUAAAUUGCUAUACUUAGAUGAUAACAAGAUAGAAACGAUUGGAGAGCAAGCCUUCACUGGAUUAAAUAAGUUACGGUGGCUACGGUUGGACGAAAACUUAUUAAGUACCCUAGAUUCUCCUAAAAUAUUCGAAGGACUUACAAAUUUAAGAACUUUAAAAUUAGAACUUUAUUAG
Trichoplax adhaerens is the source of this 504-nucleotide messenger RNA. RefSeq lists its product as uncharacterized. The record is from RefSeq and is a predicted model, not a curated record. Gene Ontology annotation, cellular component: plasma membrane. Gene Ontology annotation, molecular function: protein binding. The transcript has 8 exons. Bases 1 to 504 code for a protein of 167 amino acids. NCBI's taxonomy places the organism in Eukaryota, Metazoa, Placozoa, Uniplacotomia, Trichoplacea, Trichoplacidae.